CGCUGCGCGCUCACCAUGGCGGGCCCGGCGCCCGGGUGGCGGCUGCGGCCGCUGGCAGCGCUGGCCCUGGUCCUGGCGCUGGCCCCGGGGCUGCCCGCAGCCCAGGCUGGGCAGGCGCCGCGCCCCGCCGAGCGGGGGCCCCCGGUGCGGCUCUUCACCGAGGAGGAGCUGGCUCGCUACGGCGGGGAGGAGGAAGAUCAACCUAUCUACUUGGCAGUGAAGGGGGUGGUGUUUGAUGUCACUUCUGGAAAGGAGUUUUAUGGACGAGGAGCCCCCUACAAUGCCUUGACUGGGAAGGACUCCACCAGAGGAGUGGCCAAGAUGUCCCUGGAUCCUGCAGACCUCACCCAUGAUAUCACGGGCCUCACAGCCAAGGAGCUGGAAUCCCUGGACGAUGUAUUCACCAGGGUGUACAAGGCCAAAUACCCCAUCGUUGGCUACACAGCCCGGAGAAUUCUCAAUGAGGACGGUAGCCCCAACCUGGACUUCAAGCCUGAAGAUCAGCCCCAUUUUGACAUAAAGGAUGAGUUCUGAUGUUCCACCUGCAGGAGGAGGUUCUUGGAAGAGUGAGCUGGGGAACAGGUGCUCACUCUCCUACAAAAUAGGCUGCCUGAAGCCUCUGAGUCACCUGGAUCUGAAUAAAGCAGAAAUGAACUUGGAAGAA
This is a messenger RNA of Marmota monax (woodchuck), 664 nucleotides long. It is a transcript of the gene Nenf, whose product is annotated as neudesin neurotrophic factor. Bases 16 to 534 code for a protein of 172 amino acids. Gene Ontology annotation, cellular component: endomembrane system; membrane. Lineage: Eukaryota; Metazoa; Chordata; Mammalia; Rodentia; Sciuridae. The record is from RefSeq and is a predicted model, not a curated record. The transcript has 4 exons.